This is a messenger RNA of Botrytis deweyae, 1659 nucleotides long. RefSeq lists its product as uncharacterized. Gene Ontology annotation, molecular function: iron ion binding; oxidoreductase activity, acting on paired donors, with incorporation or reduction of molecular oxygen; heme binding. The transcript is spliced from 5 exons. The record is from RefSeq and is a predicted model, not a curated record. Lineage: Eukaryota; Fungi; Ascomycota; Leotiomycetes; Helotiales; Sclerotiniaceae. Bases 1 to 1659 code for a protein of 552 amino acids.
AUGGGUAUUCUCUUGACCUCACUAUUGCUGAUUCUAGCUUUCACAAUAUGGUAUCUAUCUGCUCUGCCAAGUAAUUAUCGUGCUGCGAAAAAUUCCGGCUUGCCUAUUAAAUUUGGCUUAUGGGGUUCGGCAAAUCCAUUAUGGCUUAUCAUUUGUGCAACUGUCGGUUAUUCGAAUCUAUCAAAAGUUUUGCCUCGAUUCAUCUUCGAUAGAGUUAAGAUAACGAUCCCCGCAUGGGAACAUUAUUGCAAGCAUUUUGUCCAUGAAAAAUGGGGUACUUCGUUUAUUCUUGUUACGCCUGGGAAAAAUACAAUCUUUGUCGGAGACGCUGAAGUAGCCGAGGAGGCUUUAACAAGAAGAAAAGACUUUGCGAAAAAUGAAAUUGCUCUCCGGGUUAUGGAUGUUUGGGGGCCAAAUAUAAGUGCAUCAGAAGGAGAAGAUUGGCAAAGACAUCGAAGAAUUGUAGCGCCUGCUUUGAAUGAGCGAAUCAUGAAGGAAGUCUGGAAUGAAUCUCUAACACAAACUCAAGAUAUGGUUUCUACGCUGUCAAGACCGUCUAUGAACGAUGCAUCAAGCUCGACCAACGUCACAUUUGAAGGCUUGAGGACCAUCACUAUCAACGUGAUUACAUUCGUUUGCUUUGGUACCCGUCAAUCUUGGGGAGAAGCUGUGAAUGCGAAAACGCCCCCAGAAGGAUUAGAAACUACAUUCAUAUCGUGUUUACUGACUAUUGUACGCAAUCUAUUUGCUACGGUAUUCAUACCUACGAAAUACUUAACUUUAAAGUACAUGCCGACUUCCGUACAGAAGAUGGGUAUUGCCAAAGCCGAGUUUCCCCUUCACCUGAAUCAAAGUAUUGCCGAAGAAAGACGUUCUCCCAGUUCUCGAAAUUCUCUCCUCACUUCUCUGGUGAGAAUUGCCGAUCAGGGUACGGAUUUUUCGCGCUCAAAGACGUUGACUUAUUUAUCAAACGAAGAUGUUACUGGAAAUUUGUUCGCUAUGACCGUUGGAGGAUUCGAUACUACGGCAAAUACCCUCUCGUAUGCUAUCAUGUGUCUAGCACUCUAUCCAGAAUUACAAAAUUGGAUCACCGCCGAGAUCGACGAAGUCGAAAGGUUACAUCCUGACUCCGAGUACUCUACCACCUUUCCUCUUCUUACUCGUUCUCUAGCACUAAUGUACGAAACGCUCCGUCUAUAUACAUUAGUCCCUACCAUAGCCCGCCGAACACCACAAGCACAAACCAUCAAAAACAUCAACUUUCCCCCCGAAACAGAAGUCCUGCUCAACACCAGUGUAAUCCACACUUUACCUUCAAUAUGGGGUGCAGAUUCAUUAGAUUACCGGCCCUCGCGCUGGAUUGAAACGUCUCCUUCCUCGAAGAAGGAAACCUUUCGAGAACCUCCCAAAGGCACAUUUUUAGCUUGGUCCCAUGGACCACGCUAUUGCCCUGGGAUGAAAAUGUCACAGGUGGAAUUUGUCGGCGUGCUGUAUGAAAUAUUCCGGAAGUGGAAUGUGGAGAUUGUGAGGAGAGAUGGGGAGACCGAGGAGGAUGCGAGGAGGAGGUUGAUGGAAAUUUUGGAGGAUAGUUCGCCGAAAUUGACGUUGCAGGUUAAUAGGCCGCAGGAUGUAGUUUUUAAAUAUGUGAGGAGAAAAUAG